Messenger RNA from Musa acuminata AAA Group (dessert banana), 488 nucleotides. RefSeq lists its product as uncharacterized. The transcript has a single exon. The record is from RefSeq and is a predicted model, not a curated record. Bases 61 to 393 code for a protein of 110 amino acids. Lineage: Eukaryota; Viridiplantae; Streptophyta; Magnoliopsida; Zingiberales; Musaceae.
AUAAAUCCCUUCCCUACGGUCCUAACUCAUCCCCACCGCAAGAACAAGGAAAAGGAGAGGAUGGCGUCACCGGCAAGGAGACCCCUGGCCGCCGUCGUGUCCGUCUUGGACGCCGCGUCGUGGUACGUCGCGCUGGCCCUGGUGGCGGUCGUGCUGCUGAGCUCGCUGCGGGAGGGCCCGGCGACGGCGGAGCUGGAUGAGCCGACCAGCGGCGGGCGGCUCGUCGCCCGCCCCUGCGACGAGAUCUACGUGGUGGGCGAGGGGGAGACGCUGCACACCAUCAGCGACAAGUGCCGCGACCCGUUCAUCGUCGAGCGCAACCCGCACAUCCACGACCCCGACGACGUCUUCCCCGGCCUCGUCAUCAAGAUCACCCCCUCCAACCCUAUGUAGAUGCACGAUUCCCAUGUCUAUCUGUCAUGAGAGCACCGUGAUCGUCUCACGUACAUAUAAAUAUACACGUCUACGUACACAAACUAUUUAGUUCA